This is a messenger RNA of Caenorhabditis auriculariae, 9131 nucleotides long. NCBI's taxonomy places the organism in Eukaryota, Metazoa, Nematoda, Chromadorea, Rhabditida, Rhabditidae. The record is from the annotation of a GenBank genome assembly.
AUGGCUUACAAGGAAGAACGAAAGAGUAUUUUUUUUUUGCAUAGUCUGUUCAGAUUUUGAAUGUUAAGUCCUCGCUCAAGCUCCGCCCCUAAUGGCGGAAACCAAUAAGAGAGCGAGCCAUCCACAGAGCGUUUUUGAAUGACGUCAUUGUACUUCACAUUCAAAAUCUGAACAGACUAUAAUAUUUUAAAAGUCCUUGUAAUGAAUUCUUCGAUGAUUUGGUAGAAAAAUAGAAAAAUUUUUUCGAAGUUCAAGGUAAAAAGCCAUUUGCUAGAAUAUUUCACGCGAAUAGCUCUAGAUUUGCUUUUGAACGCAUUCUGAGGGCAAAAACCUUCGUUCUCUCAAAGAAAUACUGCUGUGUAAAAUCAGUUCAAUUUUGAUCAGACUUUUGUUUUAUAUAACAUUCAACACUUCAGGUUUCCAAAACGCUUCUUCUUUUUGGCAAAUUUUGGUUCUAAUCAUCAUUUUCUGCAGUUCGCCGGAGACUUUCAUCGAUGGUGAAUUUUCAGGGGAUGAUUUUGUUCAAGUUGAAAAAUAUUAGUACCGUUUUGAUUGUCACUAGCUUUCUUCAUAAGUUCUUCAUUCUCACUGGAAAGUCGUUGAUGAAAAAUUAAACAGUUUUCGUGUAAAAAGCUUAGGAAAAUGCGUGAAACUCAUAAAAGAGCUCCAUUUUAUCAGAAUAUCAAUUUUCCUCUCGAAUUUAUCAGUUUAUCAAUAUUUGUUUCAAUCAAUAUUCUCUCAAAAUUAUAGCCGAUUCACGGCUAACUUGGGACACUGAGGGGCGCGAAGUGUCUGCGCUCUCCACCAGACAGGCACUAUCUCUGUCCUUUUCGUGUCAGGACCUUUUUUUGACGGCUCAAGCCAGCCGUGAAUCAGCUAUAUCAUAAUUGAGCUGAGUGUUUGGUAAGCGCCUCUGAAUCUACCUUUUUCAAAAAACGCGAAAGUAGUUUUUGGUCGGUCGCACAAAACGUUGAGCCAUUCUUUUUGCGGCCAGAAAAUUUUGGAAAUAAAAUUUUUUUUCAGCAUUGUCUACGACAACGACGGGUGGAUCUACAAAUAAUGUGAUCAUUUUUUAUCAACAAUUUUUCUGAAUUUGAUUUAAAGUCGAUUAACGCCCGUCCACCGUAGUGGCUUGCGUUGCAGUUUGAGUUGCGGUCGCGACGCGGCUUUUCGCGGGAAGUUCGAAAUUAAACGCGCUGUUUUUUGUUUUUCUGAUCGAUGGUUUUCAGUUGAUUGGAUGAAUGCAUUAAAAAAAAAUUUCGUUACAACUUUUCCCUCAACUUCCAAAAAUCCGCGUCGCGACCGCAACGCAAGUAUACUGUAGACGUCCGUCAUCGCCAAAUUUUCUACAAAAAUCCUGCAGACCCGCGCAAACAAAACGAGCAACAGUCCUCGAAAGGAAGCUUCUGAGGAAACCGCGUUUUUCAAGAAAAUGGGCGGCCUUACUGGUGAGAGCAUUACUCAUUGAUUCGAGAAGAAGCUUUUGGAAAAUCCCAAAAAAAACCCUUCCAGGAAUCUUCCUGAUCAUUUCCUCAGUUCUAAACGUCAUUCUGAUUGUCGCCUUCUAUUCUGCCCUAAUUUAUGCGCUCCGGAUUCGGGCCAGAUACGUUCCAAAGUAUCAAAUAGGCCUGCGGAAACUGAGGAAGGCCAACAAAAACGCUUCAAAAGGGCCGAAUCAACCGGGAAGAGGCGGAAAGCCACAAAAAUCCAAGGGUUUCUGGAGCCGACUCCGUGGAGGAAACGAAGAAAAAGAAGAAAGGCCAGAAGGCGUUCCGUUGGGGGAAAUUACGGAUGAGAACGAACCUUUUGAUGCAGCACCUGCCGUGGUCCUGAAAAGAGAAGAAGCCGAGCCGAUGACGUCACUUGAAGAUGAGGUGCCGCCUCUUUUCACGUCGAACAGUUCUGCAUCUGAAAAGAAACAAACUGGUUAUUUUUCAAUUUUAUUUUUUGAUAAUCCGAAGCGAGACAUCAAAGCGAUGGGGAUAGACGCCAGAGAAAGGGAAAAUUCUAGCUUCUCUAGCGUCUCUAGCGUCUCUUCAGCUUAUUUUUCUGAGUAUUUUCAAAGAAAAAAGAGCCAGAGAGUAGAACGGUGGAAAAUUUAAGCUUUCGAGAGAUCAGAGCGGCCUGAAGAAACGCUAGAGAACGAGAGUAUUUGAAGUUCUCUGGCGUCUCUUCAGGCUGUCGUUGAUCUCCGCUUCAUCUUAUUAAUAUUUUUUUCUUUUAAAAAGGGCCAGAAAGACUUCUGAGCCUGGCCCUGAUUUUGUCUGUUUUUGGAGGAACCUCGUUGUACUUUGUGGUUGGGAUUUACCUGAAAAGUGGCAGGAACACUCCUUGAUGUACCAAAGGAAGAUCCUGGAAGCCUCGACCUGCACAACUUUCUAGUUUCUGAGAAAAGGCAUCUCAAGUUUAAUGAAAAUCUUUCAAAUCUGUAAAAACAGGGCUUUGAGCCUCUAUUUCUCAAAAAAUGGAAAGUUGUGCAGGUUGAGACUUUCUGGGUCUUCUUCUGGAACAUCAAGGAGUAUUCUGACUGGAGAAUCUCAACAGUGAGAUGCAACUUUUCGUCCAAAAAAUCAAAUCACUUCCAGACGAUACCUUAUCGAUGAUGUCGCUGAUUCAAAGCCAAUUGCAGGAAAACUACAAAAAGAACCGUGAAGGUAUUUUUUGAUUAGAAUCACCUUCAAUGUAUCAUGUUUCAGUGGGAGAAGCUCCAACGCAUCCUGGGGCAGAAUUCAAGCAGGAUACUCUAGAUGGAAAUGGUUAGUUCAAUAAGAAACUCAAUGGAAGCACUUCUAGUAAAAGGGUUACGUAAAAUUAUUGCGAAACUUUCAAAGUUCUGUGAAAAUUUUUAGUGGCCACUAUAGGGUUUUGACGUUUUACUGGCCACUAUAGUAGUCAAAUUCGUGGUCACUUAAGGGGUUGAAAAUUAGUGGCCUUUAUAGAGCCCUAAGUACUACUACUAGACUACUCAAAAUUAUAGUGGCCACUUUAGGGGUCAAUGAAUCAACAUAACUGGUCCAAUCCGUUUGUUUCAAACUUAUCCGAGUUGCUGGAAGGAAUACUGGACGAAAAACUACUGAAGUGGCCACUAAAUAGAGAGCCUCUAAAGUGGACACUAAAACGGAAAAUAGGGGUCACUAUAAAGGCGGGUUUAGUGGCCGCUUUAGUGUCCUCUCCAAGUAGUCCUUCGCGAGCCUCUAUAGUGGCCACUGAAAAUUUUCUCUGUUCCAAAAACAAUUGCUCCGGACCAUGAAUCGACUUGCGCUCAUUGUUAUCAAACACACUAGGGUUUGAACUUUUCGGUUCAUUUUUCAACAUUUUUUUUUUCUAUUUUAGCAGGCUUUUGAACGUUUUGUUCUUCUCUACUUUUUCUGUAAAUCUGGUUUUUUUUUUUCUAAUAAUCGAAAUUCAGGUUCAAAAAGUACCGGAAAAGUCUCAGCUCCUUCAGAAACCCCGCGCGAAACGAUCAAGAGAAUUUAUGGUAAUUUUUUGAAAUUUUCCUUUCUCAAAAUUACCAACUUUUCAGGCUCAAAGAGCAGUUUGUACAAGAUUUCGGCGCUGGUCGAGGCCCGUGACCGUCACCAAAAAAAGCGAAAAUCUUCAAUUGUUGAGAAAAUGUAGAGAAAAUGUCGAUCAAUUUUUAUUGAUUACUUGAUCCUUUUUCUGCCCAUUUUUCACUUGAAAAGACAAUGAGUAAAGUUUUAUCACAGUGUUUUUUUAAAAUUUCUGUUGAUAAGGAAGUGUAGAAUGAAGCUGUGGAGAACAACCAAGAAAUAUGGAAAAAAGAGGAACCAAAAAAGUAAGAUUUGCUCUAGAAGCACUUCUGAAGCUUAUGAAAAUUAAUUAUAGUCUUCUCGAAUAUUUGUUUAAAGAUUACUAGGAAGAUAUCAUUUUCAAGAAUCUGUGAGAAAAACUGAGAACCUAAAAUUUUUUACUAUUUUUCCGAUUUUCCUUGAGCUUUUGCGCUAUUUGGAUAUCUGAGUGUUGUAGAAUCGUUAUAUUUUCGUCCAAAAAGUGUUUUGAAAAUUCUCACAUGUCAAAAGUAAAACUAAAAACGGCUUCGUCUUGAGAUUUGUAUAAAAUCUGGCUAUGUUCCUUUAAAAUACUCGACAGAAGUUUUUGAACUGACCUCUCCAACAAGGAUUCCUAAAUAAGACGAAAAAUGUUUUAGUUCCGGCUUGGGACUAAAAAAUUGAAUUUUAUGAAAGUUCUAGAAACCUUAAAAAUUUUUUUUUCCGUGGGGUGGAAGAACAAAACGAAGAUUGGGUCUUCUUCUCCCAAAUAUAGGCGUUGACGUCGUCGUUUUUGGGGCUUCCAUGUGCCAUUUUUCAAUCUCCAUUCCUCAUUACACAUUUUCAGUAGGAAUCCUUGUUGGAGGAGCUCAGUUUUUGGCUUUUUUGCUAUAGUAUCUUGAUUUUCUGACUCUGGCAAAAUCUGGCAAAAUAGAUCCUGGUUUUUUUGUUGGUCAGUUCAAAGUAAUUCUGAAUUUUCUCUGGUUCUCCGAAAAUUGGUUAUCUUUUCCAUCAUCUGACGGCUAUUUUUGAAUUCCACGGAAUCACUUUGUAUUUGAGGUAUCAAAAUGUUUUUUUUUGACUCAAUUUGAAAAAUGCCUCAUUUCUCGGUUGUGUCUUUUCGAUACGUUGCUGAUUUCAGAUAUAACCAAAGUACACCACUUUUUUCUAUGAUUAUUUGAUUUUUAGCUUGUUGAAAAAAAAGAAGCUUGAAAUACGGUAAUUUAUAGCAAAUCCUGGACUUUUCAACUGAAAUUUUCAGUAAGAAUCCUCCGUUUUCGGCCUAGUCAAGAAAAUAUGUGUUUAUCAUGAUUUUCCGAUUCUUUGAUGAUAAAGAUCGAAAUAUUCCUCAUUCCAACUUAACAAUCAUCGCCUUAACCUUGGCAUUAAAUUCCCAUUUCCAGGAGCCCCAAGAAGUUCUACCGUAAUCCUUCCCCCGUCAAAACAGCCUUUAUUUAUGUGCGUCAGCAUCUCGGAUUGGCUCACGCCUGGCGUCAUCGAAAAGUUCCGGCCUUUCAAGUUGGUGAUUCAAGGGGGGAUGAAGCCGCGACGCGACCGCAAACGCGUCGUGACGUCAUAGGGGUUUUGAGAGGAAAAAGGCGCCAAAAUAUUACUUGAUCACCGCCAACUACAAGCUUUCAUUGAGAUCGUAAUUUCGCGGUUAUUUUUCGGAAAAAAGCUGAAUUUUUGGUGGAAUUAAAAGGAUCGUCAGAGAGUUAAAAAUUGAGAGUUAUUUGAAUUUCGAACUUUCUUCAAACUGAUAAAAAAAAUCUGUUUAUGACGUCAUUUCUGACCGCGGCGCAGCCGCUUGCGCGUUGUGACGUCAUUUUUUCUUUGGGAAAACGCAAAAGCUUCUAUUUUCAGAAACGUCUUCGUGGGGAUCUCAUUUUUGGCCAUAUUCUUCUCAGUUCUGAUUAUUAUCGAGAACGUUGUAUUUUUGGCGCAGUUCAGUCGACAGUACGUUUUUUAUGGAUACCGUGCGUGGAAUUUUUUGACCUAACUUCCGUCAAACAACGAUUCCAGGCCCUUGAAGCAAAAAUAAAUCUAGAUACUUCUUUACCAAUCUCGGUCCAUUUUUAAUAAAACUUGACAAAAGUUAGGCCUUUCCAACUAAUUCACGUCAAAAAAUAAACAGUUAGGCUCUAUUGAAGAAACCUCCAUGAAUAAAAAUUCUUUAAAUGAAUUACUUUUUUCUACAGGAACGCAGCCCUCCUUCUACUGCCCUACAUCCUUUCGUGGAUUUUGAUCAUUUUGGGUGUUCUUUUCGGCCGAUUCGCUUUCAUUCUACAUUCUCAACAGCCGAAACAGUUUGGUAGGUCAAUUAAUCGUUUUUUUUUGAUAGUAAUAGGUUUAUUCACUGCGUACGUAAAAAAAAAUGCAGUUAAAAUGAUACGAUCCAAGAGUGUAUAUCAACGGAAAUCAGUGAUUCCUCAAAAAUUAAAUGCCCCCACCCAAAUAUUUUUUAAAGUGAAGUUGAUACUACCUCCCUGAGGCUAAAAAGUGUAUUAUUAUAGCCAAAACCACCUUCCGGAGGUUGAAACUUGAUUUUAUUUCUUAAUUUUCCAAAAUUUUCGGAUGUCGAUCCUCCCACCCGGACAGUAUGGGUUGUGUACUUGCCCAUCUAUGCUAAAAAAAUGAAAUAAAUCGAUUUUUUUCCAGCCUCAGUGCUGCCGAUUUCGUCAACAGCCUGGACAUCUACGGAUAGCAGAUCAGCUUCGCCAACUCCGGUGAGUUUUUUUAUCAUUUUACUUAUUUUUAAAUUAUACCUAUACCGUCUCAAACUAUAAAACGCAUUCUUAUUUCCCACGAAAAAUUCAUUUUUGAGAUCGAAAAGUCUUUAAAAAAUGUUGGGUGCUCAAAGUAUUGAUCAAUUUCAAAAAAAAUCGAAUACUCUCGGAACUUGUAAACACAAAUCGGACGUGUCGGGGCAUUUCUAGUGACCCCUUUAGUAGCGUCAGCACCCUUAAGUGAUCCCUAGAACGUUCGAGGCGCGUCUAAUUUUUGUUACCGAGGUCCUUGUUAUCAAGCGUCAAACUUGGUUUUUGCAUUUUUUUUAAACAUAAAUGGUCGAUUUUUUUCAAUAUUUUUGGUGGGAAUUUUUGGAAAUUUAGGCAUAUUUAAAACUUUUUUUAUAAUAUAAAUUUUCAGAGUCAAGAGAACUUGAUUGGAUUGAAUGCCUCCUACAACUCGGCAAUGUUCCGAAAUAUGCUCUCCGUGCCGACCAGCCCGUUUUUCAUAUCGGAUAGUGUAGCGAGGUAAUUUAUCUAUUUAUUAUUUGAAAAAAAUCCUGUAAAAAAAUUUUUUUCUAGUUCGUAAAACUUCGAAAAUGUCUGAACCGUAAAAUAAAUCGAGCUAUUGAAAUCUUUCAACGGUCAUUCGUCAAAAAAAGGACCUCAUAUUUUUAUUUUUUGCUUGUUUUCUCUCUCCUAUUUUCAUUAAGAAGUCCUUAAUCUCAUAUAGGACAAAAAAAUUAUUAAUUAUCUCAUAUUAAUCUCCAAAGAAAGGGCGAUCAUGACGUUUUUGUCAUCUGUUUUCCUUUUUCCCACAAAUUAAUAUUAUUUUCUCUCGUCUCUCACAUGGAAGCCAUGUGUGACCGUAUUCGAAUCCUUUGUUGGGAGAGAAAUUAGUUUAAAACCGGGAGGAAAAAAAUUUGUUGUUGAAAUGGAUUUAGAGGGCAAAAGCGUGUUGAACUUUAGUCGGGGUCUGAAGAUUAAAUUUAUAUUUUCAACUAGGAAAAGGGGCAUACAGGAGAAAGGAUUUAUCGUUUCAGUUAAAUUUAAAUGGAAGCUCCUUUUUUUUGAAAUGCAAUUUCGGAUAUCUUUCAAUGGAAAAAAAGAAUGAGGUUCGAAAUUUUUAACUGAACGAUAGAAUUUAAUGAAAAAAAUUGCAUAAGGUUUGAAAUCAGCACAUUCUUCUCAUACAGACUUGAAAAUACUUAAAUAAAUACAUGGGCUGAACAUUUUAAAAACUGCUAACCCUUUCUUCGAAACCUUAAAUUUGAGUUGGUUAAAAAUAAAUUUUAUUCAUUUAACACACGUUCUCCGAGAAAAGCGAUGAUCCAUUGAUACAAGAAUUUCAAGUUUUGUUUUGAGAGUUGAAAUUAUUAUCACAGUUACUAGACAUAGUUGUAAACUUUUCGGCUAAUUACUGUGAGGCUCCGCCCCCUCCCUGGGUUACGGUAGGACUUUUAGUGAAAUUUUCUAACUUUUUUCCUAGUAAAUGAAUUGACUCCAAAUUUUUUUUUAAAACACACUAAAAGUCCUACCGUGACCCAGGGAGGAGGCGGAGCCUCACAGUAAUUAGACCGAGUUUCACAGUUCAAUGUGUUUUAAAAAAAAUUUUGGAGUCUAUUCAUCAACUAGGAAAAAAGUAAGAAAAUUUCACUAGAAGUCCUACCGUAACGCAGGGAGGGAGCGGAGCCUCACAGUAAUUAGCUUAAAAAUUACACACUAUGUCUUGUAACUGUAAUAAUAAUUUCAACUUUCAAAACAAAACUUGAAAUUCUUGUACCAACGCUUCACUGCAGUUCAUCGACUUGUGUUAAAGACGUUGAAUGUUAAACUUCGCUUCUCAAUUUUUAAAAUUUCAUAAGUCAGCCCCUCCUCUAGAAACUUCUUGAGUCCUUUAUUCGUCCAUGAAUUUUUGGGAAUUUCUAUCUUCAAAUUUGGAUAAGCCUUGAUCGCCAUUAAACUUGGAGUUCUUUGACAAAAUUUUAAAAGAAGCAUUGAACUUUAGUCGGGGUUUGAAGAUUAAAUUUCCAUUUUUAACUCCGAAAAGGGGCAUAAAGGAAGAGAGAUUCAUCGUUUCAGUUGAAUUGAAAUAGAAUUUGAAAAUUUGCCGUGAUAUUUUUGAACUGUAACUUCGGAUAUCUUUCAAUGGAAAAAGAAUGAGCUUCGAAAUUUUAACUGAACGAUAUAAUUUUAUGAAAAGUUGCAAAAGGCUUACUAGACAUAAUUUAUAAACUUUUUAGGCUAAUUACUGUGAGGCUCCGCCCCCUCCCUGGGUUACGGUAGGACUUUUUAGUGAAAUUUUUUCUAACUUUUUUUCCUAGUAAAUGAAUUGACUCCAAAUAAAAACACACUAAAAAGUCCUACCGUGACUCAGGGAGGAGGCGGAGCCUCACAGUAAUUAGACUAAAAACUUACCCAUUAUGUCUGGUAACUUUGAUAAUAAUUUCAACUCUCAAAACAAAAUUCUUGUACCAAUAGUUCAUCGCUUUUCUCGGAGAACGUGUGUUAAAUGAAUAAAAUUUUAAAUUUCAUAAGUCAGGCCCUCCUCUAGAACUUCUUGAGUCCUUUAUUUGCCCAUGCAUUUUUGGGAAUUUCUAUCUUCAAGUUAAGAUGUCUCGGUCGCCAUUAAAAUUUCCCUUCUUUGACAAAAUUUUAAGAAAUUUACACUCGAAAGCUGUCAAAUCUCGGCGGGCGGACUAUAAUUACAUCCACGAUUUUCCGGUCUAAGAGUCUCUUUUUUCCAAAAAACUUUUUUUCCAGCUACGCCGACGAGCCGCCAGCCUACAACGAGGUGGUCGUGGCGAUCUCUCCUUCUCCCCAAUCUUCCCCGAUUCCGCCGAACGACUCCCAACAAUACUCUCCCCAACCUUGCUCCAGUAAAUACUAUCCUUAA